AUGAACAUCAGCUCUUCCUCAAGCGCUGAAGAGAACCCAAAGAAACAGGCAAAAAAACCCAAAGAGCAUGGUCCUGACCCUUCGGCGAAUCCUUUCCACUUGUCUGGGGAUGUGGAUUUCUUCUUGCUCAGAGAUCAGGAGCGGAAUAAGGCUCUCUCCGAGCGGCAGCAGCAGAAGACGAUGCGAGUGCACGAGAAGAUGACCUACUCCUCCAAAGUGUUGGCUAAGCGCACCAGCUUGCGACGGCAGCUGCAGCUGGAGGAUAAGCAGGAGGACCUGGAGGCGCGCACCGAGGCAGACCAUCUGCGCGCCUUCCGCGACUACAAUACCUGGAAGCUCACCUUGACCAAAGAAAAGAAUGUGGAACCUGAGAACAUGAGUGGCUACCUUAAGCAGAAGCGGCAAAUGUUCCUCCUCCAGUAUACCCUGGAUUGCAAACGGAGAGAGAUCCAGCGGCUGGAGACACUGGCCACCAAAGAGGAGGCCAGGCUGCAGCAGGCCGAGAAGUCCCUGGCGAAGGAUGCCGCCUUGUUCGACGAGUUCCUCAGGGAGAACGACUGCAGCUCCGUGCAGGCCAUGAAAGCGGCUGAGAAGGAGACCAAAGCCAAGAUAGAGAAGAUCCUUGAAAUCCGGGACCUCACCACCCAGAUUGUUAAUAUCAAAAGUGAGAUCUCCAGAUUUGAAGACACUCUGCAGCAUUACAAGGUCUACAAGGAUUUCCUAUACAAGCUGUCGCCCAAGGAGUGGCUUGAAGAACAGGAAAAGAAACACUUGUUUCUCAAAAAUGCCAAGGAGAUCUCCGAGGCUUCCAAAGACGGCAGUGUUAACUCCACACCAGGGGACAAAGGACCAGGGAUCAAGGGCAAGGCGAGCUCUGUGUGGGCCAAAGAGGGUCAGGGCACAAAGAAGCCCUGGAGGUUUCUGCGGCUGGGGCGGAGCCUGUCUUACCUGAGCAGCCCCCAGCAAGGCAGCCAGCCCAGUGAGUCUAGCGGUGGCAACUCCAGAGGGUCGAACUCUCCCAUCCCCCUCACGCAGGAGGACACCGACAGCGAUGGGGAGGAACCACAGCUGUACUUCACGGAGCCCCAGCAGCUCCUGGAUGUCUUUCGAGAGCUGGAAGAGCAGAACCUGUCGCUGAUCCAGAACAGGCAGGAGAUGGAGGAGACCCUGGAGGAGCUGAGCCGCACCCUGAAACACACACAGAUCCGCAUGGACAGGGAGGUCAACCAGCUGAAGCAGUGGGUCAGCACGAUGAUGAUGUCCAUCACCAAGGAGGAGGACACAGCAGCUGAGCUGGAGCUCAAAGCCCGAGUCUUCCACUUUGGCGAGUACAAGGGUGAUCAGCAGGAUAAGCUGCUAGAGAGCCUGAACUGGAAGGUGCUGGACGUGUAUCGGAACUGCAUCGGCACCCAGCAGGAGGCCAACCUGGGCACCGUGCAGAUGCUGACCAUCAUUGAGCACCAGCUGGAUGAGCUGCUAGAGAACCUGGAGCGCGUGCCCCAGGUCAAGAUCGAGCAGGCCGAGAGGGCAAAGGAGAAGGAGCGGCGCAUCAGACUUCGAGAAGAGAAACUCCAGAUGCAAAAGAUCCUACAGGAGGAGCGUCUGGGGGGGGCCCGGGCGCGUGCCCAGGCUGAGAUCAAGAAGAAGGUAGGCAGGGUCGCCCCGGGGGUCUCUGCUGGAGGGGGUCCCAAGACAGCAUGGCAGCUGAGGUCCUGCAGCCCAAGCCCCCAAUGCCCCCACUCUGAAGCAUUCACUGAGGCUCUGAGGGAGACAGCCUGCCUUCAGAGCAAGGCUCUCCCAGGACCUGCUUCCUGCAGGGCGCUCUUCCCCAGCCUGCCAGCUCAUGGCCCAUGCCAGGCUGAGACUGGUUCAGCCAUGCCCACCCACCCCAGCCAGGUACACUCUGCUCAGGAACAGGGUCCCACCACCCUACCCACACUCCGGCCAGACCCCAAGCCCUGCUCACUGCCUGUCACUGGGGUCCCCCUACUGCUGUGUCCCCAGGCCUCCGCCCUUCCUGCCUUCUGACCCUGGCAACAGGAAGCGGGUCCCCCUGCUCCCACAUUUAAGAGGUGGUGAUCCAGGGACCAGACUUGAUAAAUGCCAGGCAGACUCACAUCCCCAGUUAUUUCAGAGUUAACUCCAGCCCUCAGCCUGCAGGGCUGCCCAGAGUGGGCUGGAGCUGACUGGAGCUGCUGGGCCUCUCCCUGCACCAGGGGCAGGGGUACAUGGGCAUACGGCUCACUGGGCUUGUUUCCCCUGCAGAGAGGCAGGACAUUGGUAUGCCGCUCACAACCCCCAGUCCACAGGAUCAAACAAGAGUCUGAGCACACACUGAUGGACAAGGAGAAGG
This is a messenger RNA of Cercocebus atys (sooty mangabey), 2353 nucleotides long. It is a transcript of the gene CFAP100, whose product is annotated as coiled-coil domain containing 37. Lineage: Eukaryota; Metazoa; Chordata; Mammalia; Primates; Cercopithecidae. The transcript is spliced from 14 exons. The coding region runs from base 1 to 2028 and encodes 675 amino acids. Gene Ontology annotation, cellular component: ciliary basal body. The record is from RefSeq and is a predicted model, not a curated record.